CCAAUGCGCGCGCGCGCGCUCUUGGGAGGGAGGCGGCGCGUUUGAUGCUCAUGUUAGUUUCAGGAAGGGCGCGCGCGUGUGUUAUUAAUGAUCAGACGAGCAGAAGACGCACAGUCGCACUGACAGUGAGCACGAGAUCCACGCGCUGUUACCCGCGUCGCGAUUCAAACGCUCGCUUUCACAUCUGCGUUACGGUAAAGAAGGUGACGCGUGGGCAAGCUACCCGCGCUCGAUGGCGUUUUACGUCGUUUUUAGGUUGUGAGUAAUCACGAUCGACCCACUGGAUCUCUGCGCGCCCGCGCGCUUUCCACCUCUACACAGUUUUACAUUGAAGAUCCCUAAAUGCCAGAGACCUCUGAAUUGAAUCUGUUCCUUUGUACCAUUUUGGACGGAUCAUAUUAUGAGAAAAUUGUCUUGCUGUGUUAAUGACGGCUAGGAUGGAAACGCCCUUUUAUCACGAUGAUAGCGUUCCAAACUAUGGGCAAAUUCCAGAUUACGAUCGAUAUCAGGGCCACAAGAUGAUGAGUAAAAAGAACAUUGCACAUCAUUUUUCGAACAGCGUGGCAAAUAGCUCUAAUAUAAAACUGUUGCAUGGACAAGCAGGAAACAACGCUAACAUCAACCCAAACAGUCUCGGCAUGAGUGUCAAUCCCGGCAGCUCGCUGAUGUCCUCGUCAGACAUGAACCUCCUAAAGCUCUCGUCUCCAGAUCUGGAACACCUGAUUAUCCAGUCCAACCAGGGACUGGUUACUACAAGCCCAGCUCCAAACACGUCUGCUAAUCCUUUCAUGUACCGAAACCAAGCCACUAACGAGCAGGAAGGUUUUGCCGACGGCUUUGUCAAAGCUCUGGCCGAUCUACACAAACAGAACCAGCUGGUCGGAGCGCCGAUGUCCCCGGCUUCCUCCAUCCAAGGAUCCUACCAGAGGAACCUUAUGUCCGGUGGCGAAAUGCCAAUUUACACCAACUUAAGCAGCUACAACCCCAAUCAGAUUUCAACCUCGUACCCGGGCGGGCAGAUCGCCUACGCCUCUGGAGCCCACGCCUCGGCUCAUGCCGGUCAAGGUCAUCACCCUCAAGGAAGGGGUCUGGAUGCUCCCCAAACAGUGCCCGAGGUGCCUCACCCUCCCGGGGCCGACCCAUCCGGCUCCCCCCCUUCGCUGUCGCCCAUCGACCUGGAAACCCAGGAGAGAAUCAAGGCCGAACGCAAGAAGCUACGGAAUCGCAUCGCAGCCUCCAAGUGCCGCAAGAGGAAACUGGAAAGGAUCUCACGCCUGGAGGAGAAAGUGAAGGUACUGAAGACGCAGAACUCCGACCUGGCCUCCACGGCCAGCAUCCUCAGAGAGCAGGUGGCUCAGCUGAAACAGAAAGUCAUGAAUCACGUUACCAACGGCUGCCAGAUAGCCGUGAGCUCAGCGAGCGUGGCCAAAAGCGGGGAGAGUACCAGCUGUUGAACAAUUCUCCGUCUGCAUCAACCGUGUCUCACUUUUGCUCACCGCUGCCGUUCGAGUCGAUGCCCUGAUGAAAUGGCGCUGUAAAGCGGCAUAAGAUGGAGAGCUGGGGGGAGACCCUUUGUGUCUCUACAGCAUUUCUGCUUAGACGCUUUCUGCCUGUCUGUCUGUCAAUCGUAAGACAGAUGCUUACGUCUUUAGGAACGCCUCCUUGAAGAACCUAAAUGGACACAAAAAACUUUUGUUUACGACUUUAUUUCAUUCAGUGGACGUCUGAGGGAACAGCUACAGGCACGUGAAUAUGCACUUCAUUUGGGAUCAUACUUGCGAUUGUUACAGGAACAAAUGGUAGGAAUUCUCUUAAAAUCUUUGGGGCGUUUUUUUUUGGCUUGAUAAACGGUGACCACGUCAACAUGCUCUGAGGAUUUCUGCUGGUGUUUUUUAACUAUGUGCACUAUUAUUCGAACAUUUCCAAAGAAACAUAAAUACAUGCAUAUGAAAAGAAAACAUUGGAAUUGAUGCGCUGCUUGUAUCUGCGCUUGAAGGUUGAAAACGAAGCACUGCAUAUUUGGAAAAGAACGAAUCCCUUUAUACUGGUUUUACAUGUCAUAACAUGUAUUCUGGUGAGUUUAAAGUGGAAUAUCUUGUCUCAAUAAUUUCAUUACAGAAUAUUGUUCAUAUUGUGGAAUUUGGGAAUACAAGAAAAACUAAGACUUUUUAAAAGUAUCACAGUACAUUGAACAUUACAAGCAAGCAGAUGGAUUGUGCAAAACUUUUUACCACUUUUGAGUUGGGAAAUUCCUAAGCAUUCCGAGACCUUUUGCACUGUAACGUCCCAUCCGUGUGGCCUGGGAGAUACAUUAUAACAAUGGGUUAAUAAUGUGUGUUAGUGUGCCAUAUUAUCGCCGUGUGAAUAUACUGUAGAAUAAUGACUUCUGCAACCAUACAAGAUUCAACACAAGGGAAUCAGGUGGACGAGAAAGGGCUUUCGAUCAAUAGUAUUUUAUUUUAUUCUUUUGUAUGAAUUAUGAAGCAAUUUUAUUUAUACAGAAUUUGUAUUUAUGUUUAUUUUUGUGGAUAGGAGGAAGCAGGUUGGAAUACUAGUGUCUUAUUGACACAUUGUUUUUUUUAGGAACUACAUGAUUGCACAUAAAUCUAAAACAUUAAAUAACAUGUAAUAUUUAUCUUCUGUACAGAAUGACAAUUUAACUAUAUUACAUCUCAGAGUUUUUGUAGAUAAAUGUUUUACUGUAAAUGAAUAGCACCUAACUUACAAAACUCCCUUUACGUUCGUGUGAGAAAAGAGACCUGCACUUAGAGAUGUUUAAAGUGUCUCCUAUAAAUCUGCAGAAUUGCUGUUUAGUGACUUUCUUAAAAUUCCUUUGGAAUAUCCUUUUUUUUAUAUAACAUAUAUUGAUAUAAAGUUUAUUCAUAGGACCCAAGGCACUUGUUAAAAUUGUCAAAUAACCUUGUGUGACAGGACAAUAUUUAUUUUUUUGAAACUUGAAUAAUGUUUUUGAUGUCACAAGUGUAUUGUAUUUUUGUUCUAAGUUUUCCUUUAAAUGAACACAGUACCUACUGUAUUUACUUCUUUUAAUCAAUCUGAAUACUUUAUUUAUUGAAUGGGGUAUUAGUGAGCACUGUGGGCUUUUCAGCUUUGCUCCAUUCAUUUCUCUUUCGCUCAGCAAUGAGAUUUGACACACAUCUACAUUUGUCCUCAACAGCAGGUUUGAGUUUUUAAGGAAUCAAACACGAGACUGUUCGGUAAUGUACGUUUCUCUGUUCUGCAGUGGUGAAAUGGCUUUGGCGUAUUGCACAGAGCAGCAGUCGUGCACUGUUGUGUGUUUUUUUUAAUGGGACAUUGUGGGUGGAGCUGUGUGUUGAUUUAACUCUAAAUCGACUGAUAGUGAAAAGCUAAAGUCGCAUCUUACAUUUUAGAAUAAAGGAAAUUAUAGUCUGUAUUCUUAUAUCUUUAACAUGUGUCAUAUAAACUGGAGCUUUGAACCAUGAAAAUCAUUUGUUUAUGAACGGAUUUACUGUGUUUACAUUGUGUACAGUGUAGGUGGUUUGUGUGAUAAAGCCAAGAGCAGAUAUUCUUCGCUCCUGAAACACGUCUCGAUUUGGAUCUCCAUUCGCCCUGAGGCGAGCUGCAGAGUUUAAAGUUUUAUAUUUGUGGUGGAGAGUUUUGAUCACGAUUAUGUUAGGUUGUGUCCUGACCUGACCACACACAAAGACUUGAGCGACCUGCAGUCCAAAACGGACUGAUGAGGAUACUUGACUAAGGGGCGACUUGCCUCGCUGUGUUAUUAGUUUGUUUACUACUUAUGUGGUCUUUAAAUGUGCUUUAUUGUUCCUUUUUUUUUUUUUUUUAAAUCAACAAUAAAAAGGUUUAGAUUUCUGCA
This is a messenger RNA of Paramisgurnus dabryanus, 3853 nucleotides long. RefSeq names its product JunE proto-oncogene, AP-1 transcription factor subunit (gene june). Gene Ontology annotation, molecular function: transcription factor binding; RNA polymerase II cis-regulatory region sequence-specific DNA binding; DNA-binding transcription factor activity, RNA polymerase II-specific. Gene Ontology annotation, cellular component: transcription regulator complex. NCBI's taxonomy places the organism in Eukaryota, Metazoa, Chordata, Actinopteri, Cypriniformes, Cobitidae. The record is from RefSeq and is a predicted model, not a curated record. Gene Ontology annotation, biological process: regulation of cell cycle; regulation of transcription by RNA polymerase II; regulation of cell population proliferation.